Molecule: messenger RNA, 840 nt
Organism: Tetrahymena thermophila SB210
Lineage: Eukaryota; Ciliophora; Oligohymenophorea; Hymenostomatida; Tetrahymenidae
Exons: 10
Biological process (GO): nucleocytoplasmic transport; activation of GTPase activity
Cellular component (GO): cytosol; perinuclear region of cytoplasm; nucleus
Molecular function (GO): GTPase activator activity; small GTPase binding
Source: RefSeq, a predicted model, not a curated record
AUGAUAUUAUAGAAAAAAUAUUUUAAUAAUCUAUAAAGUUUUAUAUAUUCUUCACCUUUAUCAUAUUAGGUUCUCCAUAUUAAUCUGAGUUACAAAAGAAUUGGUGAUAAAGGUUCAUCAGAUUUAGGUUCUGCUUUAUCAAAGUGCACUAACCUAUCAACUUUGACACUUAAUCUAUUUACGAAUUAAAUUGGUGCGUUUGGUGCAUCAGAUAUAGGUUCUGCAUUAGGAAAAUGCACUAAUCUCUCAAUUUUGACACUUACUCUUAGUGAAAAUUAAAUUGGUGAUUAAGGCCUUUCAAGCUUAGGUUCUGGUUUAUCUAAUUGCACUAAUCUAUCAAAUUUAACUCUUGGUCUUAGAGAAAAUUAAAUUGGUGAUUAAGGUAUAUUAGGCUUAGGUUAUGGUUUGGGAAAGUGCACUAAUCUAUCAAAUAUUUCACUUUAUCUCGAAGACAAUAAAAUUGGUACAAUUGGUUUAUCAUGCUUAGGUUCUGCUUUAGUUAAUUGCACUAAUCUCUAAAAUUUGAUACUUAAUCUAUAUGCCAAUUUUAUUGGUGAUCAAGGUAUUUCAGGCUUAAGCCCUGCAUUAGUAAACUGCACUAAUCUAACAAAUUUGACACUUAACCUAUAGUGGAAUUAAAUCGGUCCAAUUGGUACAUUAGACUUAGGUUCUGCUUUACAAAAGUGUACUAAUCUCUUAUAUUUGAUACUUGAACUCAAUGAAAUUGAAAUCAAUUAAGCAUCUUAAUUGAUAGUAAAAAGCAAGUGUUUCAAAUCAAAAAGAUUAGUUGUCUCAAAAAUAGAUUUCUUUAAUCAUUUUGAUAUAAAUUACUAUUUUUGA